ACUAAGAAAUAGGCGAAAGUCCCUAGUCGGAAACUUUUCCCACUAGAUAGUUUUGUUUACGUGCGGCAAAUUUUGUAUAUAAAUCGGUUCAAAAUGAAGAAAACUUGCCUAUUUUGUAGAAAUACUCGCAUUUUCGAUAUCCACAAGGAUUUUGGGAACAAUAGCCACACCGCGAAAAACGAUAUGUUGGAAUUUUUUGGACAUCAGAUUGAGUCCUUUUUGAGGCCCGAUGAUGCAAUUUGCAACACUUGUAUGAAUAUCAUGGACAAUGUGGCCAAAUUAAAGCGUCGCCUUUUGCCCCUCAUUUUCCGAUCAGAACCGUCCAACAUGGAGGAAGAUUCCAAACCAUUGAAUUUCGGCAAGAAAUGGGACAUUUUUGCCUCAAUGAACUUCGAUGAUGAGAAUGACCCGUUCCUGAACUCUAGGAGCCCCACUCCCAGUAGUCUGCUCACGUGUAAACGCAUUGAUAUUUAUGAGAGCCCCCUUGAAAUGAAAAUUGCUGAAAUCGAGCGCUAUCGGAGCUUAAGUCGGACUAGUGCAAGGUCAGCUGCUGAUAGCGAAAUAGUCAAGGCAUUCACUAAGAAACGGGGCAGAAGGCGAAAGCGGGGGCACAACUGGUCAAAGAGAAAAAACGGGAGGUAUUCACGGACUGAUGCUGUUACUAGGAGAAGUGUAAUGAGCGUAUACAGCACACGAUCAGCUGUAGCAUCAAGACCAGUUAGCUCCUUGUCUAACUUAAGCACCGACUCUUAUGAGAGUUUCUACCCGCCUGGAAUGCAGCCGUCGACAUCAGCCCCAGCUCAGGAAAAAAAGCGGGUGCGACAUGCUGAUGAAAAUGUAGAAAUCAAACCAAAAUCAGUCGCAAAACCACAAGUCAAAGAAAUAGACUUGCAGGAAGAUGAACUGCAUGAGUGUUGCAUGGAAGGUUGUACUUUUAUCUGUAAAGAUAUCGAUUUCAUGGUGCAGCAUAAAAUGACCAGACAUAAACAACUCGCCCUGUUCCGGUGUAAUUACUGUGGCAAGAAAUACACUUCGGACGCUGAUCUGGAAAUCCACAAAAGGACGCAUGCCGAGCAAUACUCUUGCGUCAUCUGCCACAAAGAAUUUUAUUUCGACCGUGAUCUCGUUCAACACUGGCAAGAGGAACAUGUUAAAAAAUCGGUCCCCUGCCCGAGUUGUGGCAAACGAUUCGUUGAUCAAAACAUUUGCAAUAAGCACCAAAAAAAUGUUCAUAAAAGGAAUAUUCCGAGUAGGACGGACUACAAUAAGGAAAACAAAAAUAAGGAAAAGGAACAAAGCAACAGUCCUAAUAGAGACUUUGAAGUUAGGAUGUUAGUGCAAAGCAGCUGUAGUAUUCCUGAGAUUUUAAACGCAAAGGAAAAAUCACUCCAAGUGUCUUGCUCCACAACUGCAAUGAAAUUACAAGAAACUAGCAUAGAACAUAAGUACAAAUUUACAGGUGUCCCAAUACUAACCGGCUUCAAGGUUUGAAUUGGAGCACCUAAAUAUUUUUUGUUGAGAAUUUAAGUUUAUUUGUUUUGUACACUCCUAGUUUAAUAUAUUAUCAGUCAAAUUAAACUACAGUCAUCUAAAUUUCAAUAGGCCAACCCCUGGUGUAAUUUGGAUGGAAUCGGUCAGUGUAAAUUGUUCUUUAAAGAACGACUUACACGGCCAAUUAAGCCCAAGUUUCACCAGAGGGUGACCGUUGUGAAAGUGGAUUGACUAUAUGUAUUUUUUAAAGUUCGCUAUUAAAAAUAGAUUCUUGCACUUGUUAUCGAAUUAUAUGAAUACUUUUGUGAUACUACUUCUAAUAAAAAAAUUGGAAAUUU
This is a messenger RNA of Tribolium castaneum (red flour beetle), 1829 nucleotides long. RefSeq names its product zinc finger and BTB domain-containing protein 24. Lineage: Eukaryota; Metazoa; Arthropoda; Insecta; Coleoptera; Tenebrionidae. Gene Ontology annotation, biological process: regulation of transcription by RNA polymerase II. The record is from RefSeq and is a predicted model, not a curated record. Bases 94 to 1491 code for a protein of 465 amino acids. Gene Ontology annotation, molecular function: DNA-binding transcription factor activity, RNA polymerase II-specific; RNA polymerase II transcription regulatory region sequence-specific DNA binding. The transcript is spliced from 4 exons. Gene Ontology annotation, cellular component: nucleus.